AUGGCUUCGACCGCCAAGGACAGUGGUCCUGAGGCCCAUGCCCCCCCCGAGGUGUUUGUUUGCCCAAUAUCAAGGGAGAUCAUGAGGGACCCCGUCGUUCUGGUCGAAACAGGGCAGAUAUACGACAAGGAGUCCAUCAAGGGCUGGUUCAUACGGGGCCGCAACACAUGUCCACUGACAGGCAAGCGACUGCUGAGCCAGCACCUUACACAGGUCCACAUGCUGCGGAUGGCCAUCGAGGAGUGGGCCUCAAGGGAGAACGUCGAGCUGGGCCCCAGUAGCAUACCCCCCAUGAGUGCUGAUGACGCUGCCUCCUCUUCCAUGGGCCCUUUGGACGACCCAGCAGCCUGCAUGUCCAUCGUUUCUUCCAAGGGCGUCUCUGUGUAUGAUAUAGAUGGCCUGUGUGCCCUGGUGGAAGGGAAAAAGGUGCCAGAGGCGUAUGCCGCGCUGGUGGUCAUGCGGGACAUGGUGAAGCAUGCAGACGAAGACCGGGUCAAGUCGAUGAGGAGGGCGCUGGAUCUGGAGCUGCUGAAGCAGCUGCUUUGGGAGGAUCGGCUUCAGGUUCCAGCUGCACGGCUGCUGGUGCAAAUGCGUGGUGUACUGGACAUCGACGAGCUGCUAUCGCUGCUGGUGAUCCAGGACGUCGAGCUGCAGGUUGAUGUGCUCACACGGCUGAUCGAGCACAUCUGUGAGAACAGGGGCCACAUGCAGGAGGCUGCAGGAGCUGUUGGGCGCUGGGUCUCAGGCCUGUGCUCACGGUUUCGAGGGCGUAGGCACUCAAGAAGCCGGAGGCCAGCGCCGCCUUGA
Molecule: messenger RNA, 807 nt
Organism: Ostreobium quekettii
Lineage: Eukaryota; Viridiplantae; Chlorophyta; Ulvophyceae; Bryopsidales; Ostreobiaceae
Source: the annotation of a GenBank genome assembly